Messenger RNA from Myotis davidii, 13532 nucleotides. RefSeq names its product polycystin 1, transient receptor potential channel interacting (gene PKD1). The transcript has 46 exons. Lineage: Eukaryota; Metazoa; Chordata; Mammalia; Chiroptera; Vespertilionidae. Gene Ontology annotation, molecular function: protein binding. Gene Ontology annotation, biological process: kidney development. The record is from RefSeq and is a predicted model, not a curated record. Gene Ontology annotation, cellular component: membrane.
AUGGAGAAUGAGGGCCAGGCUCAGGGCAGGGCUAACGGCACUGGAGGCUCCGGGGUCCCGCACCUCCAAACAGCUCUAGAUGUCUCCCACAACCUGCUCCGGGCGCUGGAUGUUGGGCUCCUGGCGAAUCUCUCAGCGCUGACAGAGUUGGACAUAAGCAACAACAAGAUUUCUACACUAGAAGAAGGAACAUUUGCUAAUUUAUUUAAUUUAAGUGAAAUAAACCUGAGUGGGAACCCGUUGGAGUGUGACUGUGGCCUAGCUUGGCUGCCGCGCUGGGUAGAGGAGCAGCGGGUUCAUGUGGUGCAGCCAGAGGCGGCCACUUGUGCGGGGCCUGGCCCCCUGGCUGGCCUGCCCCUCCUUCGAGUCCCCUUGUCUGACGGUGGCUGUGGUGAGAAGUACGUUGCCUGCCUCCCCAACAACAGCUCGGGUGCCACGGUGCUGGUGGCCUUCGCAGUUGCUCAUGAGGGUCCACUGGUGCCCGAGGCCUGCAGUGCCUUCUGCUUCUCCACCGGCCAGGACUUCGCGGCCCUCUCAGAGCAGGGCCACUGCCUGUGCGGGACUGCCCAUCCCCCCAACACCUCCUCCAUCUGCCUGUCCUUCUGCUCUAGCUCCCCACAGCCCCCUGCCCCUGCCUGCAGGGGCCCCACCGUCCUCCAGAAUGUCUUCCCUGCCUCCCCAGGGGCUGCCCUGGUGGGGCCCCAAGGACCCCUGGCCUCUGGCCAGCCAGCAGCCUUCCAUGUCACUGCCUUGCUGCCUGUCAGCUCCACACACUGGGACUUUGGUGACAGCUCCCCUGAGGUGGACAUUGCUGGUCCUGCCAGCGUUCAUCACUAUGUGCUGCCUGGGCGCUAUCACGUGACAGCAGUGCUGGCCCUGGGGGCUGGCUCAGCCCAACUGAGGACAGAGGUGCAGGUGGAGGCGGCUCCCGCUGCCCUAGAGCUCAUGUGUCCAGCCUCGGUGCACAGUGAUGAGACCCUUGAGCUCAGCAUCCGAAAUCGUGGUGGCUCAGGCCUUGAAGCUACCUACAGCAUCAUGGCCCUGGGCGAGGAGCCAGUCCAAGUGGUGCAUCCGCUAUGUCCGUCUGACACCGAGAUCUUCCCUGGUAACGGACACUGCUAUCGCCUGGUAGCAGAGAAGGCAGCCUGGCUGCAGGCGCAGGAGCAAUGCCGGGCCUGGGCUGGGGCCGCCCUGGCCAUGGUGGACAGUCCCGCCAUCCAGCACUUCCUGGUUUCCCGCGUCACCAGGGGCCUGGACGUGUGGAUUGGCUUCUCGGCUGUGGAGGGCGCUGAGGCAGGCCCGCGGUCUCAGGGUGAGGCCUUCAGCCUAGAGAGCUGCCAGAACUGGCUACCUGGGGAGCCACAUCCCGCCACUGCAGAGCGCUGUGUGCGGCUUGGGCCUGCUGGGCAGUGCAACACGGACCUGUGCUCGGCACCACACAGCUACGUCUGUGAGCUGCGGCCUGGAGGCCCCGUGUGGGAUGCGGAGAACUUCCUCCUGGGGGCGCCCAGCGGAGACCUGCAGGGACCACUGAGCCCCCUGGCACAGCAAGAGGCCCUCUCUGCCCCCCGGGAGCCCGUCGAGGUGAUGGUGUUCCCUGGCCUGGGCCUGAGCCGUGAAGCCUUCCUCACCGCUGCUGAGUUUGGAACCCAAGAGCUCGGCCGGCCUGCCCAGAUGAGGCUACAGGUGUACCGGCCCAUGGGAGGAGCAGGGGUCCCAGCGAACAGCAGCGAGCCUGAGAGGAGGUCCCUGGAGAACAGGACUGAGCUGGCUCCUGAGUGUACACCAGAAGGUGUCUGGUGCCCCAGAUCCAACAUCUGCCUGCCACUGGACACCCCCUGCUACCCUCAGGCCAACGGGUCCACGGCAGGACCGGGGCUCCCAGGGGCCUCCUACACACUGUGGAGGGAGUUCCUCUUCUCUGUACCUGCGGGGCCCCCUGCCCAGUACUCGGUCGCCUUCCGUGACCAGGAUGGCCCCCUGCUCCCUGGUGACCUCAUAGGCUUCCAGCAUGAUGCCGGCCCGGGCGCCCUUCUGCGCUGUACCCCAGCACUCAGCCAUCCUGGCCCCGAGGCCCCAUACUUCUCUAAUGCCUCGGCCUGGCUGGGCUGCCUGCCUACCCAGCUAGAGGCCAGCCGGGCAGGCCAGGCCUGUGCCCUGCGGCUGCUCACUGCCACAGAACGGCUCACCCCACUGCUGGGCCUCAGGCCCAAUCCAGGGCUGAGGCGGCCGGGACGCUAUGAGGUCCGGGCCGCAGUGGGCAACAGCGUGUCUAGGUGGAACCUAUCCUGCAGCUUCGAUGUGCUCUCCUCAGUGGCCGGGCUUCGGGUCGUCCACCCCAUCCCCCAUGAUGGCCUCCUCUACAUGUCCACCAAUGGCUCGGCCUUGGUGCUCCAGGUAGACUCCGGUGCCAACGCCACAGCCACGGUGCGCUGGCCCGGGGGCAACAUCAGUGCGCCCUUCGAGGCCACCUGCCCGGAUUCAGUGGCUGCCCUGGUGCCAAGCUGUGCCCAUGAGGCCAACAACACCCUGUUCUCAGUGUUGGCACUGCCGAGACUCCAUGAGGGCGAGCAUGCAGUGGAGGUUGUGGUGGAGAACAGCGCCAGCCGGGCCAACCUCAGCCUGUGGGUGAAGGUGGAGGAGCCCAUCUGCGGCCUCCGAGCCAUGCCCAGCCCCGAGGCCCGCGUGCUGCAGGGCGUCCUGGUGAGGUACAGCCCCGUGGUGGAGGCCGGCUCAGACGUGGUCUUCCGCUGGACCAUCGAUGACAAGCAGUCGUUGACUUUUCACAAUGUGGUCUUCAACGUCAUCUACCAGAGCGCUGCGGUUUUCAAGCUCUCGCUGACAGCCACCAAUCACGUGAGCAAUGUCACUGUGAACUACAAUGUCACGGUGGAGCGGAUGCAUAAGAUGCGGGGCCUGCGGGUGUCUGCAGUGCCACCUGUGCUGCCCCCCAAUGCCACGCUGGAGCUGGCAGCUGAUGUGCUAGUGGACUCGGCUGUGGAGGUGGCCUUUCUGUGGACCUUCGGGGAUGGAGAGCAGGUGAUCGGCCAGUUCAAGCCUCCAUACGAUGAGUCCUUCCAGGUCCCAGACCCCAUGGUGGCCCAGGUGCUAGUGGAGCACAACACCACUCACACCUACACCAUCCCAGGUGAGUACAACUUGACCCUGCUCGUGUCCAACGCCUUCGAGAACUUGACGCAGCUGGUGCCUGUGAGUGUGCGUGCCAUUCUGCCUGCCGUGGCUGUGGCUGUGGGCAGCCCUGUCCUGGUUGCUGGCCGGCCCGUCACCUUCUCCCCACAUCCACUGCCUUCUCCUGGGAGCAUCCUGUACACGUGGGACUUUGGGGAUGGUUCCCCAGGCAUGGUACAUCACCAGCCAAUGGUCAACCACACAUACACCUCGAGGGGUACGUACCACAUCUGCCUCGAGGUCAACAACACAGUGAGCAGCACGGGGGCGUGCACUGAUGUCCGCGUCUUUGAAGAGCUCCGUGGCCUGCGUGUGAGCCUGAGCUCAGCUGUGGAGCAGGGCACGCCGGUGGUGGUCAGCGCCGCCCUGGAGUCGGGCGACAAUGUCACAUGGACUUUUGACAUGGGGGAUGGCACGGUGCUCACGGACCCAGAGGCCUCAGUGGAGCAUGUGUACUUGCAGGCUCGGAACUAUACGGUGACCGUGGGCGUGUCUAGCCCCGCUGGCCACCUAGCCCAGAGCCUGCCCAUGCAGGUCUUUGUCCUGGAGGUGUUGUGGAUUGACCCUGUGGCCUGCAUACCGGUGCAGCCGCAGGCCCGGCUCACGGCCCACGUCACGGGGAACCCUGCCCACUAUGUCUUCGACUGGACCUUUGGGGAUGGCUCCUCCAACAUGACCAUCUGGGGGGACCCAACUGUGACUCACAACUUCACACAGAGUGGCACGUUUCCCCUGGUGCUCAUCCUGUCAAGCCGUGUGAACAAGGCACAUUACUUCACCAGUGUGUGCGUGGAGCCCGAGGUGGGCAACGUCACUCUGCUGCCUGAGAGGCAGUUUGUGCGGCUUGGAGACAAGGCCCAGUUGGUGGCCCACGCCUGGCCCCCGUUCCACUACCGCUACACCUGGGACUUUGGCACCGAGGAUGCACCCUGCGUCGGGGUCCCCGAGGCCACGUUCACCUAUUGGGAUGCAGGCUCCUACCUGGUGACGGUCACUGUGUCCAACAACAUCUCGGCUGCCAACGACUCAGCGCUCGUGGAGGUGCAGGAGCCCGUGGAGCUCACGGGCAUCAGGGUCAAUGGGUCCCGUGUGCUGGAGCUGCAGCAGCCUUACCUGUUCUCCGCUGUGGGCCACGGGCGCCCUGUCGCCUACCUGUGGGAGCUUGGGGAUGGCGCACGGCUGGAGGGCCCUUCGGUCACUCACAUCUACGCCAGCACAGGCCACUUCACCAUCAGGGUGGCCGGCUGGAACGAGGUGAGCCGCGGGGAGGCCCAGCUGAAUGUUUCAGUACAGCGGCGUGUGCAGGGGCUCAGUAUCAAUGCCAGCCGCACAGUGGUGCCCUUGAACGGUAGCGUGAGCUUCAGCACCUCACUGGAGGCGGGCAGUGAUGUGCGCUACUCUUGGGUGCUCUGUGACCGUUGCACACCCAUUCCUGGGGGCCCCACUAUCUCCUACACCUUUCGCUCUGUGGGCACCUUCAACAUCAUUGUCACAGCUGAGAACGAGGUGGGCGCUGCCCAGGAUAGCAUCUUUGUCUACGUCCUGCAACGCAUUGAGGGGCUGCAGGUGGCUGGCGGUGGCGGCGGCUGCUGCUUCCCCACCAACAGUACCCUUCAGCUACAGGCUGUGGUCAGGGAUGGUACCAACAUCUCCUAUGGCUGGACUGCCCAGCGGGACAGCGGCACAACCCUGGUUGGCAGCGGCAAAACCUUCUCACUCACUGUGCUUGAGGCUGGCACCUACCACGUCCAGCUGCGGGCUACAAACAUGCUGGGCAGUGCCUCAACCAACCGCACCGUAGAGUUUGUGGAGCCCGUGGGGUGGCUGUCUGUGGCUGCCUCCCCCAACCCGGCCCCUGUCAACGUGAGUGUCACCUUCUGUGCUGAACUGGCUGGUGGCAGUGAUGUCAUUUACACCUGGUCCCUGGAGGAAGGACUGAGCUGGGAGACCCCAGAACCAUCCACGACCCACACCUUCCCCACUCCCGGCCUAUACCUGGUCUCAGUCACGGCCAAGAACCAGCUGGGCUUGGCUAACACCACCAUUGAGUUGGCUGUGCAAGUGCCUGUGAGUGGCCUCAGCAUCAGGGCCAGUGAGCUGGAUGGAAGCUUUGUGAUGACUGGCUCCACUGUGUCCUUCCGGGGGCAGGUGGCUUCCGGCACCAAUGUCAGCUGGUGCUGGGCUGUUCCCGGUGGCAGCAGACACGGCCAGCACGUCACUGUGGCCUUCCCUGAUGCUGGCACCUUCUCUGUCCAGCUCAAUGCCUCCAACGCAGUCAGCUGGCUCAUCGCCACACACAGCCUCGUGGUGGAGGAGCCUGUCGUGGGCCUGGUACUGUGGGCCAGCAGCAAGGUGGUGGAGCCUGGGCAGCUGGUCCACUUCCAGAUCCUGCUGGCCUCCGGUUCAGCCGUCAGCUUCCACUUGCAGGUCGCGGGGGCUGGCCUCGAGGCGCUCCCAGGGCCUCACUUUUCCCGCAGCUUCCCCCGGGUUGGGGACUACACAGUGAGCAUCCAGGCCGAGAACCAUGUGAGCCGGGCGCAGGCGCAGGCACGCAUCCUGGUGCUGGAGGCCGUGGGUGGGCUCCAGGUGCCCAACUGCUGCGAAGCAGGCAUCGCCACAGGCACGGAGAGGAACUUCACGGCCCGAGUGCAGCGGGGGUCUCGUGUUGCCUAUGCCUGGUACUUCUCCUUACAGAAGGUCCAGGGGGACUCGCUGGUCAUCCUGUCAGGCCGUGAGGUCACCUACACCCCUGUGGCCGCGGGGCUCCUGGAGAUCCACGUGCGUGCCUUUAAUGAGCUGGGCGGUGUGAACCAGACUCUGGUGGUUGAGGUCCAGGAUGUCAUCCAGUACGUGGCGCUGCGCAGUGGCCGCUGCUUCACCAACCGCUCCGCCCGGUUUGAGGCUGCCACCAGCCCCAGCCCCCGGCGUGUGGCCUACCACUGGGACUUCGGGGAUGGGGCCCCGGCGGAGGACACAGAGGAGCCCUGGGCUGAGCACUCCUACCUGCAGCCUGGGGACUACCAUGUGGAGGUGAAUGCCUCCAACCUGGUGAGCUUCUUUGUGGCACAGGCCACAGUUACCGUCCACGUGCUGGCCUGCAGGGAGCCCAAGGUAGACGUGGCCCUACCCCCUCAGGUGCUGAUGCGGCGCUCCCAGCGCAACUACCUGGAGGCCCACAUUGACCUGCGCGGCUGUGUCAGCUACCAGACGGAGUACCGCUGGGAGGUGUACCGCGCCGCCUGAAUCAAGUGCUCAGGAAGGAAUCAUUACAGGACAAACCUUGGCGUGGACGUGAGCCGGCCCCAGCUGGUGGUGCCUCGCCUGGUGCUGCCUGUGGGCCACUACUGCUUUGUGUUUGUGGUGUCUUUUGGGGACACACCCUUGUCGCAGAGCAUCCAGGCCAACGUGACGGUAGCCCCGGAGCGCCUCGUGCCCAUUGUUGAGGGAGGCUCCUACCGAGUGUGGUCAGACGUGCAGGACCUUGUGCUGGAUGGGAGCAAGUCCUAUGACCCCAACCUGGAGGAUGGCGACCAGACACCGCUCAGCUUCCACUGGGCCUGUGUGGCCUCAACGCAGAGCGAGACCGGUGGGUGUGUGCUGAACUUCGGGCCCCGCGGAAACAGCAUAGUCACCAUCCCUCGGGAGCGUCUGCAAGCCGGCGUGGAGUACACCUUCAACCUGACCGUGUGGAAGGCUGGCCGGAAGGAGGAGGCCACCAACCAGACGGUGCUGAUCCGGAGCGGCCGGAUGCCCAUCGUGUCCUUGGAGUGCGUGUCCUGCAAGGCGCAGGGGGUGUACGCAGUGAGCCGCAGCUCCUACGUUUACUUGGAGGGCCACUGUGACAACUGCAGUGAGGGCUCCAAGCGUGGGCUCUGGGCUGCUCGCACCUUCAGCAACAAGACGCUGGUGCUGGAUGAGACAACCACCUCCACAGGCAGCACUGGCAUGCGGCUGGUGGUGCGGCGCGGUGUGCUGCGGGACGGCGAGGGCUACACGUUCACGCUCACGGUGCUGGGCCGCUCUGGCGAGGAGGAGGGCUGCGCUUCCAUCCGCCUCUCCCCCAACCGCCCUCCGCUGGGGGGUUCCUGCCACCUCUUCCCACUGGACGCCGUGCGUGCUCUCACCACCAAGGUGCACUUCGAGUGCACGGGCUGGCGGGAUGCAGAGGAUGCGGGUGCCCCCCUCGUGUACGCCCUGCUGCUUCAGCGCUGCCGCCAGGGCCACUGUGAGGAGUUCUGUGUGUACAAGGGCAGUCUCUCCACCUAUGGGGCUGUGCUGCCACCCGGUUUCGCACCCCACUUUGAGGUGGACCUGGCUGUGGUGGUGCAGGACCAGCUGGGUGCUGCCGUGGUCGCCCUCAACAGGUCUCUGGCCAUCACCCUGCCAGAGCCCCCAGGUGACCCCCUGGGAGGCCCCCCAGAACUCACCCCAUGGCUGCACAGCCUCACGGAGAGUAUGCUGCCCAGGCUGCUGAGACAGGCUGACCCCCAGCAUGUCAUCGAAUACUCACUGGCCCUUAUCACUGUGCUCAACGAGUAUGAGCAGACCCUGGCCAUGGUGGCAGAGCCAGACUUAAGGUGGCAGCUGCAAGCCGAGAUACGCAAGAAUAUCACAGAGACCCUGGUCUCUCUGCGGGUCAACACCGUGGACGACAUCCAGCAGAUCGCAGCCGUGCUGGCCCAGUGCAUGGUGGCCGGCAGGGAGCCUGUGUGCCGCCCAUGCCUACAGAAGACCCUGCACAAGCUGGAGGCCAUGAUGCGCAUCCUGCAGGCCGAGACCACCGCGGGCACUGGGACACCCACCGCCAUUGCCGACAGCAUCCUCAACAUCACAGGCGACCUCAUCCACCUGUCCAACUCAAACGUGCAGGACCUGCAGCCCUCAGAGCUGGGGGCUGAGCCGCCUGCACUGAGGGUGGCAUCCAGGGCCUAUAACCUGUCGUCAGCCCUCAUGUGCAUCCUCAUGCGCUCCCGAGUGCUCAAUGAGGAGCCCCUGACCCUGGCGGGCGAGGAGAUUGUGGCACAGGGCAAGCGCUCAGACCCACUGAGCCUGCUGUGCCAGGGCAAUGCCUCGGGCCCCGGCUGCCACUUCUCCAUCCCUGCCGCCUUCAGUGGGGCUCUGUCCAACCUCAGCGACGUGGUGCAGCUCAUCUUCCUUGUUGAUUCCAACCCCUUUCCCUUUGGCUUCAUAAGCAACUACACCGUCUCCACCAAGGUGGCAUCUAUGGCCUUCCAGACGCAGGCUGGCACCCAGAUCCCCAUUGGGCAGCUGGCCUCGGAGCGUGCCAUCACCGUGAAGGUGCCCAACAGCCCUGACCAGGCUGCCCGGGUCCACCGCAUCCCUGCUGGUUCCGCCAUCGUCCCGCCCCGGGCCUCGGUCAGUGCUGUGGUCACCCCCAACCACAGCAAACCGGAGGCCGGGCUGCACCUACAGCUCACCUACACGGUGCUGAACGAGCACUACCUGUCUGAGGAGCCCGAGCCCUACCUGGCUGUCUACCUGCACUCGGCGCCCUGGCCCAACGAGCACAACUGCUCGGCCAGCAGGAAGAUCAGCCUGGAGGCGCUGGCGGGCAAGGACCACAGGCCCUACACCUUUUUCAUCGCCCCUGGGACCCGAGACCUGGGCGGGAGUUACUACCUGAACCUGACCAGCCACUUCCGCUGGUCCGCGCUGGACGUGUCCGUGGGCCUGUACACGUCCCUGUGCCAGUACUUCAGUGAGAAGGAGAUGAUGUGGCGGACGGAGGGGCUGGUGCCCCUGGAGGAGACCUCGCCCAGCCAGGCUGUCUGCCUCACCCGCCACCUCACGGCCUUCGGAGCCAGCCUCUUUGUGCCCCCCAGCCACGUCCACUUCAUCUUCCCUGAGCCGGCCUUGGGCGUGAACUACGUCGUCCUGCUGACGUGCGCCAUGUGCCUGGUGACCUACGUGGUAACGGCUGUGAUCCUCCGGAAGCUGGACCAGCUCGACGUCAGCCGGGUCCGCGUCAUCCCUUUCUGUGGGAAGGGAGGCCGCUUCAAGUACGAGAUCCUGGUCAAGACGGGCUGGGGCCGAGGCUCAGGCACCACGGCACACGUGGGCAUCAUGCUGUAUGGGGCGGACAGCCGGAGUGGCCACCGGCACCUGGAUGGGGACAGAGCCUUUCACCGCAAUAGUUUGGACAUCUUCCAGAUUGCCACCCCGCACAGCCUGGGCAGUGUGUGGAAGAUCCGAGUGUGGCAUGACAACAAAGGGCUCAGUCCCGCCUGGUUCCUGCAGCACGUCAUCGUCAGGGAUCUGCAGACUGCCCGCAGCACUUUCUUCUUGGUCAACGACUGGCUGUCGGUGGAGACUGAGGCUAAUGGGGGCCUGGUGGAGAAGGAGGUGCUGGCAGCGAGCGACGCAGCCCUUCGGCGGUUCCAGCGGCUCCUGGUGGCUGAGCUCCAGCGGGGCUUUUUUGACAAGCACAUCUGGCUCUCCAUAUGGGACCGGCCGCCACGGAGCCGCUUCACUCGUGUCCAGCGGGCCACCUGCUGUGUUCUCCUCAUCUGCCUGUUCCUGGGUGCCAAUGCGGUGUGGUAUGGGGUCGUGGGAGACACUGCCUACAGCUCGGGGCCUGUGUCCGGUCUGAUGCCGCUGAGUGUUGACACGAUCGCCGUUGGCCUGGUGUCCAGUGUGGUUGUCUACCCCGUCUACCUGGUUAUCCUGUUCCUCUUCCGGAUGUCCCGGAGCAAGGUGGCUGGGGCCCCAAACCCCACACCCACAGGGCAGCAGGUCCUGGACAUGGACAGCUACCUGGACUCUUCUGUGCUGGACAGCUCCUUCCUCACCUUCCCUGGGCCCCGUGCUGAGGCCUUUGCUGGACAAAUGAAAAGUGACUUAUUUCUGGACGAUUCCAAAAGCCUAGUGUGCUGGCCAUCCAGCGAAGGCACGCUCAGUUGGCCAGACUUGCUGAGCGACCCAUCCAUCAUGGGCAGCACCCUGCAGCGGCUGGCACGGGGUCGGAUGGGCCACAUUCUGGGCCCAGAGGAGGACAGUCUCUCCCUGGUCAGCCCCUCCUCACCUGCCAAAUACUUCUCAGCUUCAGAUGAAGACCUGAUCCGGCAGAUCCUGGCUGAAGGGGUCAGCAGCCUGGCCCCCACCCAGGACACUCAAGUAGAAACGGAUCUGCUCACCGGCCUGCCCAGCGCUCCCGGGGAGAAGACGGAGAUGCUGAUGCUGCGGAGACGGGGGGACAGCGGCCUCCCCAGCCCAGGCCCGAUGUGGGAGCAGCCCCCGUCAGCAAAGCUCGCCAGGACAGGGCUGGUGGAGGGCCUGCGGAAGCGACUGCUGCCGGCCUGGUGUGCGCCCCUGGCCCACGGGCUCAGCCUGCUGCUGGCGGCUGCGGCCGUGGGCGUCUCGGGGUGGGUGGGCGCCGGCUUCCCCCCGGGCGUGAGUGUCAUGUGGCUCCUCGCAAGCAGCUCCAGCUUCCUGGCCUCGUUCCUCGGCUGGGAGCCGCUCAAGGUUCUGCUGGAAGCCCUGUACUUCUCCCUGGUGGCCAAGCGGCUGCACCCUGACGAGGAUGACACCCUGGUGGAGAGCCCGGCGGUGACACCUGUGAGCGAGCGUGUGCCCCGUGUGCGGCCCCCACACGGCUUUGCGCUCUUUCUGGCAAAGGAGGAAGCCCGAAAAGUCAAGAGGCUGCACAAAAUGCUGCGGAGCCUCCUGGUGUACAUGCUCUUCCUGCUGGUGACACUGCUGGCCAACUAUGGGGACGCCUCGUGCCACAGCCACGCCUACCGCCUGCAAAGUGCCAUCAGGCAGGAGCUAGAUAGCCAGGCCUUCCUGGCCAUCACCCGGUCUGAUGAGUUCUGGCCGUGGAUGUCCCAUGUGCUGCUCCCCUACGUCCAUGGGAACCAGUCCAGCCCAGAGCUGGGGCCCCCACGGUUGCGGCAGGUGCGGCUGAAGGAAGCUCUCUGCCCAGACCGGCCAGACUCGGGGGCGCACACGUGCUCAGCAGCUUCAGGUGGCUUCAGCACCAGCGACUAUGGCAUUGGCUGGGGGAGUGCUGCCCAUAACGGCUCUGAGAUGUGGGCCUACUCUGCGCCAGACGCGCUGGGCGUCUGGUACUGGGGCUACUGCUCUGUGUACGACAGCGGGGGCUACGUGCAGGAGCUGGGGCUGAGCCUGGAGGAGAGCCGCCAGCAGCUGGGCUUUCUGCAGCUGCACAACUGGAUCGACAACAGGAGCCGCGCAGUGUUCGUGGAGUUCACACGCUACAGCCCUGCCGUGGGACUGCACGCCGCCGUCACACUGCGCCUCGAGUUCCCCGUGGCGGGACACGCUGUGGCCUCCCUCAGCAUCCGUCCGUUUGCGCUGCGGCGCCUGAGCGCAGGCCUCUCAUUGCCUCUGCUCACCACGGCCACCCAGCAGCUGCGCUUCGUGCGUCAGUGGUCGGUUUUCGGCAAGACGCUGUGCCGGGCCCUGCCGGAGCUCCUGGGGGCAGCCUUAGGCCUGGUGACGCUCGCGGUGGCCUAUGCUCAGCUGGCUGUUCUGCUGGUAUCCUCUUGCGUGGACUCACUGAAGAGUGCGGCCCAGGCCCUCUUGGUGGUGUGCCCCAGGGCUGGUUGGCCAGCCCUGUGCCCCGAGUCCUGGCGCCUGUCCCCUGUGCUGUGCACGGGGCUCUGGGCCCUGCGACUGUGGGGUGCUCUGAGGCUGGGGGCAGUCCUUCUCCGGUGGCGGUACCAUACUCUUCGUGGGGAGCUCUACCGCCCGGCUUGGGAGCCACAGGACUACGAGAUGGUAGAAUUGUUACUGCGCCGACUGCGCCUCUGGAUGGGCUUCAGCAAGGUCAAGGAGUUCCGCCACAAAGUCCGCUUCGAAGGGAUGGAGCCACUGCCCUCCCGCUCAUCCAGGGGCUCCAAGUCGUCCCCAGAUGUGCCUCCGCCUACCGGGGACUCCGAUGCCUCCCGUCUCUCAACCUCUUCGAGCCAGCUGGAUGGGCUGGGUGUGGGCCUAGGCAGGCCAGGGCCACGGGUGGAACCUGAGCCCUCCCGCCUCCAAGCCGUGUUCGAGACCCUACUUGCCCAGUUUGACCGACUCAACCAGGCCACGGAGGAUGUCUACCAACUGGAGCGAAGGCUGCAGAGCCUGCAUGGCCGAAGAACCAGCCGGUCCCCAGCCUUACCUGCCCCUGGCUCCUCCACAGGCCUGCAGUCAGCCCUGCCCAGCCGCCUUGCCCGGGCCAGUCGAGGCAUCGGCCUGACUACAAGCCCCAGCAGGGCUUCCUUACGGGCCAAGAACAAGGUCCACCCCAGCAGCACUUAGUCCCCAGGGACCUGAGCUCAUGCCUUUUCCCCGGGGUGGCCUGUGGCUUCACUCCAGCCCCUUGGGCCCAGGAGAUAAUGCUCAGUAUUACUUUCUGCCACCCUCAAGGUCUAGGGCCAGGCAGAACAGCUGCAUGCAGCUCCCCCAGAGGGCGGGCAGCACUUGUCUCUCUGUGGGCUUCAGCACUUUAGAGGCCAAGUGGCCAGUCAGGACCCAGGGUCCCCUCUCCAGCCCCCUGUGGGAGGACACAGCAGUAUUGGACCGAGUGCCCGGCCUUUGAGAUACUAAUUUAUUUCCCAAGUCCUCAGGUACAGCGGGCUGUGCCCGGCCCCACCUCCUGGGCAGACAUUUCCCCCUUGCUAAGGAUCCAGGCUGCGGGGAGGGAACCUGCACCCCUUAUCCUCCCCCUAAAUUAUUACCUCUCCUGUCCCCUGCUGAGUGCACUUACUUCCAGCUGCCAUCUAUGUGUCUAUUGUCAGUAAUUUAUAUGGGGUUAAAAAUGUAUAUAUUUUUGUACGUCGCUAUUUUUCACUAGGGCCAAGGGGCCUGGUGGCUGCCAUGGCCUGGUGCCCACUGUUGCCCGCAUGGAGGGGGAGCUGGGACUGCAAAGCCGGCCUCCUUCCCUUAGACACGUGCCCACAUGGCCAGAGCCAAGGAAGUGACAGCUGCUGCUGGUUUCCGAGUCUGGCCUUGGGCAGGUGCUGGGGCUUUUGUUUGAGGGCACGGCUACUCCCUAGGCAGUUCUUAUCACCACCGAGGCCUUGCUGCCCUGCCCAAGGCCAGGCAGUGAGAGGCAGGGCCCAGGCCUGCUGGUGUCGGGUCUGAAUCAGGAACAGCACUACUGCGGGGAAAGACCCCUCCCUGGGGCUGGCUCCCGGGGCUGGGGAAGGGGAGUGUGCAAGCAAUUGUGUGAGGCUUUCCUGAAGGGGGGAGGCCUUGAAAACAACCUGAUGGGCCCCCUUAAUUCUGUGGGCGUGGCCAAAGCUUCAGCCUUGAUCCUGCCCCUCUUCACCUCCCCCCAAUAGACAAAGUCAAAUAAACGAGUUGGCUGACUGCUA